GUUAAACGAAUCAGUCUGCAGCUGAAUGGGCAUUAAGCCAGUCGUGUACGUUGGAUAAAUUUUGGGAAUGCCACACGGAUAUAAUUGUGCAUAAAUUUCGGUUGCGCGAAGGAUAAUCGCAAUUUGCUGCGAAAUCCUGUUUUUUCAUUCCGUCAAUUAUAUAAUUGAUUAUUGAUUUUCAACAAUUAAAUAAAAGCAAAAUGAGAACUAAUACUGUGAUAUUUACAACACUUUGUCUGCUAAUUGCUACAACUAGCCAAUUAAGCGUUAGCCAGGCAGCAGAAGAACCUCAUUGCAUUUGGUAUGGACAGAGCCACAUGAACGGUAACCACUGGUUAAACAAACCCUCGAAUGCUAAAGCACAACCACUAAAUGAUGAGAGCGCUGAAGCCGUGUUUAAACGUCGUUGUCCAAUGUGGUAUGCUGAAUACAAGGCGGCCAAACCGGAAGGGCCACUCGAGCUGUGCUGCGAUGCUGCUCAAAUUCAUACUAUGGGGGCGAGUAUGGCUCAAGCCGACGGCAUAUUUGCACGCUGUCCUAUUUGUGUCUACAAUAUGGCUACUUCGAUUUGCGGCAUGACAUGCGCUCAUAAUCAGAGUCUUUUCUUGGAGGCCCACAAUAAAGAAGAAAUCAUUAAUAAUGUAGAGUACAAAUAUGUCGCAGCAAUCGAUUUCAGAAUUGACGAUGAUUCAGUGAAAGCCGUGUACGACAGCUGCGCAGGGGUUCAGCACACACAGACGGGUCGUCCGGUUAUGGAUUUGGUGUGUGGCGCUUACAAUGCGAAAACAUGCGAUCAUCGUAAAUGGUACAAUUUCAUGGGUGAUGCCGAGGCCUCCGAGUACGUGCCCUUUCCCAUCAACUACCAGUAUUUGAAUGAGUCCAACAACGAGGUACGCUUAAUGCUGCCAGUGAAGAAUUGUUCCGAGUCCUUGGAGGGAUCAUAUGCUUGCUCGUGUGUCGAUUGCAGUGCUUCGUGUCCGUAUAUGGAACCGCCGACUGGUGAACAGGAAGGCUUUAUGAUUGCCGGACUCUAUGGCAUAACUUUCAUUGUGUCGCUGGUCGUCGGAGGGCUUUUAAUGAUUUUCAUACUUUGCGGUUCACUUAAUAUCUGCAAACCGAAAAUUAGCAUUUCUUCAUGUUGUGCGGGUUUCAGCGGUGUAAACACCCUACUCUCAAAAAUGUUUCGCAGUUGGGGUCACUUUUGUGCUAAUAACCCUGUGUUAGUUUUGGCAAUUUGUUCUUGGAUAAUUGGUGGACUUGCUUAUGGUAUGAACUAUUUGAAUGUGACUACAGACCCCAUUGAACUUUGGGCUGGGGAAGACAGCCAAACGCGUGUGGAAAAAGAAUAUUUUGAUGAACAUUUCGGGCCCUUCUAUCGCACCAAUCAAAUAUUUGCCAAACCAUUGAAUCAAACUACGUUCACACACAAUACCUCGGCGGGGAUAGAGACUUUUGGUCCUGCUUUCGAAAAGGGUUUUCUCACAGAGGUCUUCCGUCUGCAAGAACAAAUCGAAGGAAUAGUUACAGAGAAUGGAGUGACUUUGGCAGAUGUUUGCUAUGCCCCUAUGCUAUAUCCUGGAGAGAAGGUAGCCAUUGAUAAUUGUUUAGUACAAUCAAUCUAUGGAUACUUUCAAAAUAGUAUGGAUGAAUUCGAAAAAGAAUUCGUAGAUAAUAAUGGCUAUAAGAAUACAUACCUCAACCAAUUGGAGGACUGUCUUCGCGUCCCCAUGUUGGAGUCUUGUUACGGCCCUUACGGUGGUCCAAUUGAGCCGGGUAUCUCGGUGGGUGGCAUGCCCAAAGUGUCGGCGGAUGAAGAACCAGACUUUCAACUAGCUACAGGUUUGGUGCUCACUUUUCUUGGCAAAAACAAACGUUAUGCAAGUCAACUCAAACCCAAUAUGGAGUGGGAGGAAGCUUUUAUCAACUUUCUGAAGAAUUAUACAAGUGAUAAAAUGGAAAUUGCAUUCUCCGCCGAGCGAUCCAUACAGGAUGCUAUUGUUGAGCUUUCGGAGGGUGAAGCUUCUACUGUCGUUAUCAGCUAUAUCGUUAUGUUUGUCUAUGUCGCCAUAGCAUUGGGUAAAAUUCGCAGUUGUGUUGGCUUCUUCCGCGAAUCGAAAAUAGUGCUCGCCAUUGCCGGUAUUAUUGUUGUGAUGGCUUCAGUUGUAUGCAGUUUGGGCUUCUGGAGUUAUCUGGACGUAACCACUACCAUGUUGGCAAUUGAGGUGAUACCAUUCCUGGUAUUGGCUGUUGGUGUGGAUAACAUUUUCAUUAUGGUGCACGCCUAUCAUCGUUUGGACAGGAAAGAAUAUAAGAAUGUAGCAGAGGCGAUAGGUGUUGCAAUGGGUCAAGUAGGUCCAUCGAUUCUACAAACCGCCGGCUCGGAGUUUGCUUGCUUCGCCAUAGGCGCCAUUUCAAAUAUGCCUGCUGUGAAGACCUUUGCCAUGUACUCGGCAGCUGCCAUUCUACUGAAUUUCUUCUUCCAAAUCACCGCUUUUGUCGCAUGCAUGGCCUUGGAUGAACGUCGUUCCGAAUCUGGGCGCUUCGAUCUCUUCUGCUGUUUCAAGACUUCAAACAAAGGCGAGCUGAGUGAUGGACAAGAUGUAGGCAUAUUGGAGAAGAUCUGCAGAAGUUUCUACGCACCUUUUUUGCUGUCUAAACCGGUCAAAAUUGUAGUUUUGAUUGUGUUUACGAUAGUCACUUGCUUGUCUCUGAUGGUAGCCCCUUCAAUCGAGCUUGGUUUGGAUCAAGAAAUGUCAAUGCCCACAGAUUCGCACGUUGUUAAAUAUUUCCAAUACAUGAACGAUCUACUGUCAAUGGGUGCGCCUGUUUAUUGGGUCUUAAAGCCUGGUCUGAAUUAUACGUGGCGAGAUCACCAGAAUGUCAUUUGUGGCGGUGUGCAGUGCAAUAAUGACUCCGUAUCGGUGCAGCUUUAUAAGCAGUCACGCUACCCCGAAGUCACUUACCUCGCACGCUCGGCUUCCUCUUGGAUAGAUGAUUAUAUUGAUUGGCUUGGUACUGGUGAUUGCUGCAAGGUCAACGCUACGGAUGGCACCUUCUGUCCGAGCAAUUCAAAUGAAGACGAUUGUGUCGCUUGUACGCGUGAGUUCACUGAGGAUGGAUUACGUCCAACACCAGAAACGUUCAGAAAGUACAUACCUUACUUCUUAUCAGAUCUGCCUGAUAGUGAAUGUGCAAAGGCUGGACGUGCUUCAUAUGCGGAUGCUAUCAUUUACACACUCGACGAAGAAGGCGCUUCGACUAUUUUGGACACUUACUUCAUGCAAUACUCCACCACAUCGACGACAUCCAUACAAUUCUACUCGGCACUACGCGAAGCACGACGUAUUGCAGCCAGUAUCAAUGCAAUGUUCACCGAGAAAGAACUGGAUGUGUCCAUUUUCCCUUACUGCGUUUUCUUUGUAUUCUAUGAACAGUAUCUGACCAUCUGGGAUGAUGCACUAUUCUCGCUCGGCUUAACACUACUGACCAUAUUCCUGGUAACACUGCUCAUCACGGGUUUGGAUCUGCCUUCAGCGCUGAUGGUCACCGUAAUGGUACUAAUCAUCCUAAUCAAUAUGCUCGGCAUGAUGUGGGUCUGGAAUAUUACGCUCAACGCAAUUUCAUUGGUUAAUCUCGUCGUGUGCAUUGGUAUCGGUGUCGAGUUUGUGGCGCAUAUAAUUCGUUCGUAUAAGAAUGGCAGCGGUAGCACGCAAGAACGUGCGAAAGAGGCGCUCAUAGUAACGGGCAGCAGCGUUCUCUCGGGUAUUACGCUCACGAAGUUUGCCGGUAUUAUCGUUUUGGGUUUCUCCAAGUCGCAAGUGUUCCAAGUAUUCUACUUCCGCAUGUAUCUCGGCAUUGUACUGAUUGGUGCUGCGCACGGUCUUAUUCUGCUGCCCGUUAUACUCAGCAUAUUUGGGCCAUCAAGUAAGAAGAGUAACAAAAGUAAUAAUAUAGCUUAAUAAUAUAACGAUAUUCGUAAUCAAAUGUAUAGCUAGACUCAUUUAUUGUAAGACAUAUGUAGCUUAUAAAGAAUAUUAAUUUAAAAAAAUAUAAAAUGAACUCUAAAAGAUCUAAAUUGCAUCAAAAA
Messenger RNA from Zeugodacus cucurbitae (melon fly), 4087 nucleotides. It is a transcript of the gene Npc1b, whose product is annotated as NPC intracellular cholesterol transporter 1 homolog 1b. NCBI's taxonomy places the organism in Eukaryota, Metazoa, Arthropoda, Insecta, Diptera, Tephritidae. Gene Ontology annotation, cellular component: membrane. The transcript is spliced from 10 exons. The record is from RefSeq and is a predicted model, not a curated record. Bases 201 to 3959 code for a protein of 1252 amino acids.